AGUCGCAAUUUUCGACAUCGCUCUCGCCUCUAGAAAUUCGAACGACGGUCGCUCCUGCCUUUCCUAAACAAAAUGCAAAUUAUGCGAUAAAUAACUCGAUCCGGAAACCACACUCACUUCAGCAACCAUGAACGCCGACGACAUUUCAGACCUUUCCUCUCCUUUAAGCUCGAUACCGAGUUCACCCCUCAGUUCUCCUCCUAGUUCACCGAUCAUCCCGCCUGGCUUUCAGAUUAUCACUCCUCCACCUUCGCAAAAUGCUGGCGACGAUAUGCCCCCGGCACGCAAACGUCGGAAGAUCGAACCACGGAGUCGAACAACGCAACACCUGGACCUUACCUCAGACACUGCGCAAUCAGAAUAUGACCGAACAGAAGCUCUAGAUACCCUGCUCAAGGCUCUGCGAAACAGGCGGAAGAUUGUUGUUAUUGCUGGGGCUGGCAUUUCUGUUUCAGCUGGGAUCCCCGAUUUCAGAUCGUCUCAUGGAUUGUUCCGAAGUCUCAGAGGUGAACACAAACUGAAGAGCUCGGGGAAAAUGCUUUUCGAUGCAUCGGUGUACAAAGAUGACCAUUCCACAUCCAGUUUUCACGACAUGGUACGCAAGCUCUCCAAGAUGUCCGAAAGUGCCAAGCCGACCGCCUUUCACCGUUUCCUCGCCAGACUCUCGGCCGAGGGCCGGUUACUGCGACUUUAUACGCAAAACGUCGAUGGGCUAGAGAGCACCCUUCCGCCGUUGGCAACUCAAGUACCGUUGAACCACAAAGCGCCAUGGCCCCAGACCAUUCAGCUACAUGGUGGUCUCGAGAAAAUGAUGUGUCAGAAAUGUAGACACAUUUCCGAUUUCGAGGCUCAUCUUUUCGACGGACCAAAUCCUCCUCUAUGUCCUCAGUGCGUCGCGGCGGAUGCGCUACGGACGAAGCACGCUGGAAAGCGCAGUCAUGGGGUCGGUAGACUAAGGCCAAGAAUCGUCCUCUACAACGAACACAACCCAGAUGACGAAGCAAUCGGUGCAGUGACCACAGCGGAUUUUCGAACGCGUCCCGAUGCUGUUAUCGUGGUAGGCACAAGCAUGAAAAUCCCUGCCGUGCGAAGGAUCGUGCAUGAAAUGUGCCAAAUCGUUCGAGACCGACGAGAGGGUACAACGGUUUGGAUCAAUCGAGAUCCGGCGCCUCCUGGCAAGGAUCUCGAAAACCUGUGGGAUCUUGUCGUGAAGGGUGACAGCGACGAGGUCGCACGGAUGGCUGGUCUGCGAGAGUGGGACGACCCUAACGUCGAGCUCGUAGAGAAUCACACGACCGCCGACCUGGAAAGAGUCAAAUCGAGCCAAGGACGAAUAGAGGUUGUCAUACCGGCUAGCCCCAAAAAGACCGAAAAGCAGGACGGCGUGGAAGUCAGGAUCGAGAAGCCUGUGCAGAAACUACUUGUCUCUCCAGCGUUACAGGCUGCAACUCCACCACGCAGUCAAAACGGCAACACGCCGACAAAAUCAUCGAAACUACAUCAAUCAAUUACUACCUCUCCCGUACGAAUCAAGCUCAAUGUUACGGCACGAAGCAAAGAAUCGACGCAGACGAAAAAUCCGGCGAGCACCGGCAGGACUAUUGCAGAUGUGCUUGGUGGGAAGGAAAACCGAGGUAACGCCAACAAUAAACCGAAGAAUACACUCAACAAACGGCCGAAAGUCACAAAGAUUAGAGCUUCGACCAAACCUCGCAUACAGCAAGUCAUUUCCGGCAAGAUCACGAAACCAACAGUAUCAGUUAACAUCCCGCAACCAUACAGGAAACCCGCCCCGGAGCCGCUAUCACCCCGAAGAGACUCAAACGAGACUUUGAUUCCUGUGCAGAAAUCGGAGUAUUCCAGUGUCGAGGCCAGUCCUGCGCCGGAAACACCACCUUCGACCAGCGCAGACUGGCAGAAUCCCAUCACCGUAUCUCCUACGGGUCGAAUACCUUCUGAUAUGGUCAGGUUACUGAACUAGAGCUGCCAGGAAUGAGUUCUUGUGCUGCGGUGCUUGGGCAUGCUUCUUGUUGUUGUAGAGGAGAAGAAGGGCAUGCGCGCCCAGGGCUGCAUGAGGCUGCAGGACAGCUUGACCAUCAUUCUACCUAUGCACGAUUGGAGCAUAGUAAGCAUCUUAUCAUAUUUGUACGAUACCCAAAUUAUGCAGAGGCAGAAGAUAUGAUGGUAUUCGAGAGAGUAUCAGUCGUUCCCGAAUAGGAUUCAUUCGGUGAUCUAGUACCAGAUAUCAAAGAUUAAAUUCGUUGACAGCGGGGCUAUAUAUAUAUA
Messenger RNA from Exophiala viscosa, 2286 nucleotides. Its product is annotated as SIR2 family histone deacetylase. Gene Ontology annotation, biological process: negative regulation of transcription by RNA polymerase II; regulation of DNA repair; replication-born double-strand break repair via sister chromatid exchange. Gene Ontology annotation, molecular function: histone deacetylase activity, NAD-dependent; NAD+ binding. The record is from RefSeq and is a predicted model, not a curated record. Lineage: Eukaryota; Fungi; Ascomycota; Eurotiomycetes; Chaetothyriales; Herpotrichiellaceae. Gene Ontology annotation, cellular component: nucleus; mating-type region heterochromatin. The coding region runs from base 128 to 1981 and encodes 617 amino acids. The transcript has a single exon.